This is a messenger RNA of Cynoglossus semilaevis (tongue sole), 548 nucleotides long. RefSeq names its product thioredoxin-like 4B (gene txnl4b). The transcript is spliced from 3 exons. Gene Ontology annotation, biological process: mRNA splicing, via spliceosome. NCBI's taxonomy places the organism in Eukaryota, Metazoa, Chordata, Actinopteri, Pleuronectiformes, Cynoglossidae. The coding region runs from base 67 to 516 and encodes 149 amino acids. Gene Ontology annotation, cellular component: U5 snRNP; U4/U6 x U5 tri-snRNP complex; spliceosomal complex. The record is from RefSeq and is a predicted model, not a curated record.
GCUUUUAUUGUGUUGCACCAUGAAGUCAUUUCCGUCUUUUGAUAGCUGGAUACACUGCUAGAGAAAAUGAGCCUGUUUCUGCCGAAAUUGACAUGCAAAAAAGAUAUCGAUGAAGUUAUAAAAGGUGUGGCGGAGAAGGUAGUAGUUCUUCGAUUUGGUAGAGAUGAAGACUCCGUUUGUCUCCAGCUCGAUGAGAUCUUGUCAAAAAGUGCUCACGACCUGAGCAACAUGGCGUCGAUCUACAUUGUGGACGUAGAUAAGGCUCCAGUCUACACGAGAUACUUCGACAUCAGUUACAUCCCCUCCACCGUUUUCUUCUUCAACGGGCAGCACAUGAAAGUGGAUUAUGGCUCUCCAGAUCACACUAAAUUUGUUGGCAGCUUUAAGACAAAGCAGGAUUUCAUGGAUCUGAUAGAGGUCAUAUACAGAGGAGCCAUGCGGGGUAAAAUGAUUGUCCAGAGUCCCAUUGAUCCUCGGAACAUAACCAAAUAUGACCUUCUUUACCAUGGAAUUUAGGCUAAACUUUUUUUUUCAUUUCCACUUGAUCU